GUGAAACAGGUGAAACUUACGCAUGACAUGAUGUAAAUAUAAAGGUUUUAAGAUCAAAACAACACAUAUACAUACCACACUUAAUAGACCAUUCUCCACUUAAAUGCAAUAUUUAUUCUGAAUAUUUAUAUUUGUUCAUGACAUAACGUUUGACAUAAUUAUUUCAAUAUCAGUGACCCGCAGAUGAAACCUAUUUGGUUCUGACCACCUGGCUGCCCUUCAGUGGUAUAUUCAUGCUGACUGUGAUGGAAAGCAUCUGGAAACAUGUCCCAUCAAGGAGUGGUGUGUCUGCUUCUGUGGUUUGGAGCCUUCAUUAAAGGUGUAAAUGCUGAGGUUCAGACUAUUGCAGUGAAGGUAGGAGGUGAAGCCUUCCUCAACUGUCACCUCAUGAAAUCUGAAGAUGUUGUACAAGUCACAUGGCAGAAGAUUUCACCUGAGAUUAAUCUGGCCACCAAUAGCAAGUACUUUAGUCCAAGAGUGAAUCCAGAGUUCAGACACAAGGUGGAGUUUAAAGAUGCUGGACUGCAGAACAGCACCAUAAUUAUCAAGAAUGUGAACCAGCAGGAUGAAGGAUGUUAUAACUGUCUGUUUAACAUCCAACACCAGGGGGCUAUCAUCUGCAAAACCUGCCUCCAGAUCUAUGAGCUGAAUGAACCUGUUCUACAUGUCAGUAAAUCGUCCUCUACUGCAGAGUUCAUUGUGUCCUGUUCAGCCACUGGUCGACCUGCUCCCACUGUCACUCUGAGUGUCCAGGGACAAAACUUUUCACACACCAGUACCGUCAGAGUCCCCAACACUAACGGUACAGUGACGGUCAACACUACAGCUGUACUGUCAGGUCUGCACAGAACCAGUACUAGAGUUAGAUGUUCAGUCCGACUGGCCUUUGGUUCUGAGACAGAGGUGUUUACAACCAUUCCUGGUUUUGAUGAGGAACGUUCACCCAGUGACAGUGAUGACAGUUUGACCAGGAUCAUUGUGUCUGUGGUUCUGGUCUGUGCUGGUGCUGUUGUUGUUGCUGUCGUCAUCACAUCUUUGUACAAAAAACAUGUGAAAUGUCUUUCUCACAGUGACCAUGAGAAGAAUGAAGAUGAGGAAGCGGGAAAGGAACUCAAAGACACUCACAAAACGCCAUCGACCAGAAUGCCACUGAGCAGACUCAAGAAGAAGAAUGAAGGAACGUCCACUGAUUUUUCUGAGGCAGAGGGGAUCUGCUGAGAAGAAUCGACCAAGGGCCAACCCAGAGCAGAAAACUUCAACAGUAAAAGACUGAAUCUGGAGUGUCAAAAGUAAGAAGACUUGGUUGAACAUCUUUCAAGGUCCUGUGCACACGUUCUAUGUGACCUUGAAAAAGUCUCAUUUUUAUAUAUAUGCCUGACUGUAGUCUGCAGUUUAAAAUGAGAUUAUCAGCACCACAACAGGUUUUAUCCAAAUGCUAUUUCCAGCUUCCCUGGUCGGGUUGGAAAAGACUGGACUGAUUUACGGCAGACUUACAUCACUAUGACAACACCACACCCACCGGCAGAGUUUAGCAGUGAGAAGUAAGCUGAACGAGUGAAGAGUAAGAUCUGUCCUUUUUCCUAAACAAAGGGAUUUCUUGGAUUUAUUUUGUUGUAAUGGUGGACACUGGAACUGGAGCUGGACUGGCAGAAAG
Messenger RNA from Sphaeramia orbicularis (orbiculate cardinalfish), 1654 nucleotides. Its product is annotated as OX-2 membrane glycoprotein-like. The record is from RefSeq and is a predicted model, not a curated record. Gene Ontology annotation, molecular function: cell-cell adhesion mediator activity. Lineage: Eukaryota; Metazoa; Chordata; Actinopteri; Kurtiformes; Apogonidae. Bases 265 to 1218 code for a protein of 317 amino acids. The transcript is spliced from 7 exons. Gene Ontology annotation, cellular component: axon; neuronal cell body; cell surface. Gene Ontology annotation, biological process: heterotypic cell-cell adhesion; negative regulation of neuroinflammatory response.